UGUAACUUGCUGAGCAGUUGGGACCCUGAAAUCCUUUAACUGACCUCAGCAAAGCGACUGCCCUGCAUUGCCUCUUUCCAUAUCUGCACUCCUCCUUCAUCCAGAAUUUUUUUUUCUUGACUCUUUCCAUGGAAGACUCGACGUCCCCGAAGCGAGAAAAAGCAAACCAAGAUCCGAGGGAAGCAGGGCAGCCAUGGGAAGAAGUAACAGCAGCUUCUUCCCAAGGUCUUGAGUCUGGGUUAUCUGAGCCCUUGGAAUUGGAGCAGGGGCUGGAAACUGGACCCCAACCCAGAAGCCCUCCUCAGAGCCCACAGUCCAGAGCCAGCAUCCCUCUGGAUGACCUCACAGGACCAGGUGCAUCAUAUCCACCUUCCCCUCCACAGGAGGCCUCUUACACUCCUUCUCCCCCGGCUCUGGCCAGACAGGACCUUGCAGCGCCAUGGCAGUCAGACAAAACCACUAGUGUGAAUCCCGAAGCUGGGACACCUCACUUCCACCAUUUGGAACAAUCGUCUGAUAAAGGAGAAUCGACUGCUUCUCACACAUUCCAAUCAGAGGGAAGCACCUUCCGACAGUCUCAGCAAACCAAACAUGACCUGUAUGGACCAGAAGAUGUGAACUAUAACAACUCUAAACAAAAAGAGCUGAGAUUUAACAUCUUUCAGGACGAAGACUCAAACAGUAACUAUGAUCUGGAUUACGCUGAACCUGGGGUCUCUGAACUGGCUCCCAGCAUGCUUGAGAUCACCAUUCAGAGUGCUAAGGCUUACUUACAGAAGACUAGUAGCAAGUCUGGCUUAAAUUUGUAUGAUCAUCUUUCUGAUAUGCUUGCCAAGGUCUUAGAUGAGCGUCCGGAAAAUGCUGUGGAUAUCAUUGAAAGUAUCAGCCAAGAUGUGAAGAUGGGACAUUUUAGGAAAAAAUUAGAUACACUCCAAAAUGAGAAUGAGAUGCUUCCAACAUAUGAGAUAGCAGAGAAGCAAAGGGCUCUUUUUCUCCAGGGAAAUUUGGAAGGAGCUGACCAGGAACUAGAAGAUGAAAUAGCAGAAAACGCUCUCCCAAAUGUAAUGGAGUCAGCUUUUUAUUUUGAACAAGCUGGAGUUGGUUUGGGCACAGAUGAGACUUAUCGCAUAUUUCUUGCCCUCAAGCAGCUUACUGACACCCACCCCAUCCAAAGAUGUCGUUUCUGGGGCAAGAUCUUGGGUCUGGAGAUGAAUUAUAUUGUAGCUGAAGUAGAAUUCCGUGAGGGAGAGGAUGAAGAGGAUGUGGAAGAGGAAGAUGUAACUGAAGAGAGGGACGAUGCAGAUAGCGAAGCUGAUGAAGAUGACGAAGACCAAUUACCAAGGACCUUUUACAAGACCCCACAGGCUAUACCAAAAGAAGAAAACAGGACGGGUGCCAACAAAUAUGUGUAUUUUGUUUGCAACGAACCAGGAAGACCAUGGGUGAAGUUACCCUCGGUUACGCCUGCACAAAUUGUUACUGCAAGAAAAAUAAAGAAAUUUUUCACUGGGCGUUUAGAUGCUCCCAUCAUAAGCUACCCACCUUUCCCGGGAAAUGAGAGCAAUUACUUACGAGCACAAAUUGCCAGAAUUUCAGCAGGGACCCACGUCAGUCCUCUGGGAUUCUAUCAGUUUGGUGAAGAGGAAGGAGAGGAGGAGGAAGAGGUAGAAGGCAGACGAGACAGCUUUGAAGAAAACCCCGAUUUUGAAGGCAUCCAAGUGAUCGAUCUCGUGGAAUCCCUAUCCAAUUGGGUUCAUCACGUGCAACACAUUCUGUCCCAGGGCCGCUGUAAUUGGUUUAACCCCAUACAAAAAAGUGAGGAGGAAGAAGAAGAGGAAGAUGAAGGAAAAGAAGAAGAGAAAGGAGAAGAGCCUGACUAUACAGAACAGGAAGUGGGGCCACCUCUUUUGACACCAAUCUCUGAAGAUUUAGAAAUCCAGAAUAUACCACCUUGGACAACACGGCUAUCCUCAAAUCUCAUUCCUCAAUAUGCUGUUGCAGUCCUUAGAUCCAACCUUUGGCCUGGGGCAUAUGCCUUUUCCAAUGGCAAAAAGUUUGAAAAUUUCUACAUAGGCUGGGGUCACAAAUAUAGUCCAGACAACUAUACACCCCCAGCUCUACCACCAGUGUAUCAAGAAUACCCCAGUGGCGCAGAAAUUACAGAAAUGGAUGAUCCUACUGUGGAAGAAGAGCAGGCUUUCAGAGCUGCACAAGAAGCAGCUGUUCUUUCAGCUGAGGAAAAUGAAGAUACUGAGGAAGACGAAGAGGAGGAUGAUUAUGACCAAGAAUAAAAUUAGCCAGAGAGAGAGCGAGCACAGAGAGGGGCAG
Lynx canadensis (Canada lynx) is the source of this 2328-nucleotide messenger RNA. RefSeq names its product radial spoke head component 4A (gene RSPH4A). The record is from RefSeq and is a predicted model, not a curated record. Gene Ontology annotation, cellular component: axoneme; radial spoke. Bases 129 to 2291 code for a protein of 720 amino acids. NCBI's taxonomy places the organism in Eukaryota, Metazoa, Chordata, Mammalia, Carnivora, Felidae. The transcript has 7 exons. Gene Ontology annotation, biological process: axoneme assembly; cilium movement involved in cell motility; cilium assembly.